Messenger RNA from Schistocerca gregaria, 3113 nucleotides. RefSeq names its product protein GVQW3-like. Gene Ontology annotation, molecular function: nucleic acid binding. Lineage: Eukaryota; Metazoa; Arthropoda; Insecta; Orthoptera; Acrididae. The transcript has 2 exons. The coding region runs from base 2368 to 2850 and encodes 160 amino acids. The record is from RefSeq and is a predicted model, not a curated record.
UAUGUUUAAAGUGAAAUUUUACAUGCAUGUUCAAUUGAUAUACUCUUGUCUGUCUGAACACCAUGUAACUGUGGCCAUGGAUAGUGUCAAUAUAAAUGGGUAUAAUUUAGCAUCUUACACCUAUAGAUCUAGGAUGGAUAAAGGAGGAGUAGCCAUUUUCAUAAAACAAGGGUAUAAUUGCAAAACUGUAGAAGUAAGAAAAUUUUGUGUUGAUCAGCACUUUGAGGUUUGUGCAUGUGAACUUCUGCUAGAUAAUGUAGUACUGAUAUUAGCAACAGUGUAUAGGUCCCCAUUAGGAGACUGGGAGCUGCUCAUAAAAAAAAGUGUGACUCCCUAUUAUGCUGUCUGUCAGACAAAAAGAAGUAGUUUCAGUGUAAACUUUCUAAGUAACAGGGUGUAUAGGAUCUGGGAUAAACCGGGGAAUUUUUCAUUGUUUUAGUUUUCAGUUAAGUUUCUGUGACUCUGACGGGUAAGAACCAAUACUCUAACAAAGCAUAUUACUGUAUCCCGCUUCUGCAGUAUUAUGUUGCAGCAACAAAACAUAAACGGGAGAAAAAAAAUGAAAAUAAAACUUAAGUCGCAAAAGAAAUACGCCAAAUACAACAAUAAAACACAGUAAAUUCACCAUCUUUGCUGAUGACCCUACGCUACUGGUUGAUAACUCAGUGGAUGAACUUGAGGUGACAGCUAAUAAGGUUUUUAGUGAUAUUGUGAACUGGUUUAAUGUAAAUGGUCUUUCUAUUAAUCACAGUAAAACAAACUAUGUCCAGUUUCGGACAGUCUCUAAAGAAGAUGAACAAGAACAAAAACUAGGUGACAUGCAGAUAGCUAAGGUCGAUAGUACAAAGUACCUUGGCUUACAUAUAGAUAGCAAACUAAACUGGUCAAACCACAUCUUGGAUCUCUGCAAAAGGCUGAAUUCGGCAACUUAAGCUUUACGCAUUAUCUGCUCUUACAGAAAUACGGAAACCAGUAAAUCAGCUUAUUAUGGUUAUUUUCAUGCCAUUAUGGCAUAUGGAAUCAUAUUCUGGGGAAAUCAGCCACUUGCUAGGAAAGUGCUAUCUGCACAGAAAAGAGCCAUAAGACUCAUGAGUGGAGCCCACCCUAGAGCCACAUGCAGAAAUCUUUUUAAAGAACUUCAAAUCUUCACAUCCAUUGCACAAUAUAUAUUCUCCUUGAUGUGUUUCAUAAGGAAAAAAAAAGCCCCUCUUCAAACCUAAUAGUGUUUAUCAUAAUCAUGAUACUAGAAGAACAAGAUGAUAUCCACUAUGAGCAUGCAAACCUGAGUAAGGUACAGAAGGGGGUCCACUUCAGUGGUUGUAAGAUUUUUAAUGUCCUCCCUUCACAAAUUAAGGGUUUAGUAGAUGAUGAGUUCUCGUUUAAGAAAAGCUUAAGGCUGUUCCUAUUGCAAGGGUCAUUUUAUACUAUAGAAGAGUUCCUGAACCAUGAUGAAUAGUACCCUAGUACCUGUACGGAUAAGUCUCAGAUACAUUUCCCACUCUUCGUUUGUGAUCCUGUAUAUUUAUUACUCGUCAACAUCUUAAGUUUUCAGUAGUAUAUUUUCUGUAUGUACGUGUGUAGAGUCUGUAAUACUUAACUUUGUAACAUUUAUUUUUUUGUGAUUUUAAUUUGUAAUGUUAAUCUAAGCCAUAUAAUUGUAAUAUGAAUAAUAGCAAUACUUACAAAAUACCAUAAAAAGUUUGUAAAACUGACACGUUCCAUAUCCUGUGAUGAAUUCACAACAUGGAUCACUGGAACACGAAAUAAAUAAAUAAAUAAAUAAAUAAAAUAAAUCAUACAAGCACUUUGCCAACUGCAAAGUGUGUCAAAGGCUUUGGGAACACUAUGCAAUGCUUCCUAACAACAAAUUGUCACCAAUGAUCGUGACGUCACAACUGUUUACUCUAGAUUUGUUUGAGCAGUUGCGGGCCGGCCCUUGUGCGUGUGCAGUUUAGUGACGUAUGAGAAGUACCUUUCCCCACUUCUCACUACAGACAUGUGGCUGGGCGCUACUAUUGCCCCAGUUCGGAAAUGUCGGAGAUCCGGGGCUGAUUCACAGAGCGUUCUACAAGGUGCAUUAAAGUUCUAAGGCCUCCAAUUUUUUUUCUCCGGACUGGAAAGCGAUAGAAACAUGCGUAUUGUUUUAAAAUGAGGCCGCGUUCAUUGUCAAUACGUCCCAGAGAUCGCAGCACUGUACGGCAGAUAGAAUUUUACCGCCAGCGGCGAGAAUGAGAACUGUUUUAAAUACUUAAAAUGGCGACGUUUUCCUUUCUUGAACAGUGUGCAAUCAUUCAUUUUCUGAAUUUGCGUGGUGUGAAACCAAUUGAAAUUCAUUGACAGUUGAAGGAGACAUUUGGUGAUGGAGUUAUGGAUGUGUCGAAAGUGCGCUCGUGGGUGCGACAGUUUAAUGAAGGCAGAACAUCGUGUGACAACAAACCGAAACAACCUCGGGCUCGCACAAGCCGGUCUGACGACAUGAUCAAGAAAGUGGAGAGAAUUGUUUUGGGGGAUCGCCGAAUGACUGUUGAACAGAUUGCCUCCAGAGUUGGCAUUUCUGUGGGUUCUGUGCACACAAUCCUGCAUGAUGACCCGAAAAUGCGAAAAGUGUCAUCCAGGUGGGUGCCACGAAUGCUGACGGAUGACCACAUGGCUGCCCGUGUGGCAUGUUGCCAAGCACUGUUGACGCACGACGACAGCAUGAAUGGGACUUCCUUUUCGUUGGUUGUGACAAUGGAUGAGACGUGGAUGCCAUUUUUCAAUCCAGAAACAAAGCGCCAGUCAGCUCAAUGGAAGCACAGAGAUUCACUACUACCAAAAAAAUUUUGGGUAACCACCAGUGCUGAUAAAUGAUGGUGCCCAUGUUCUGGGAUAGCGAGGGCGUAAUCCUUACCCAUUGCGUUCCAAAGGGCACUACGGUAACAGGUGCAUCCUAUGAAAAUGUUUUGAAGAACAAAUUCCUUCCUGCACUGCAACAAAAACGUCCAGGAAGGGCUGCGCGUGUGCUGUUUCACCAAGACAACGCACCCGCACAUCGAGUUAACGUUACGCAACAGUUUCUUCAUUAUAACAACUUUGAAGUGAUUCCUCAUGCUUCCCUACUCACCUGACCUGGC